ACUGGGAACUUAAGGGACUCUUGGAAACCCUGGAUGAUCAUAAGUUGGAUGGACCAGCAUAGAAGGACCAGCCUUGGUGCCACAAACUGGUGAUAAGACACUGAAUAUUUAGAGCUGAAAGAACCGGAGAGUCCUCAUGCUUUCUCCAGUGGAGGACCACCUACUGUGAUUUGGAGUUUACCACCCACUGGGAUACCCUCCUUGAAGAAUCAGAAAUAAUUCCAGACAAAGAAAAGUUGAUCUUGGAAAACGUCUCAUGUGUGGAUCUCGGCUGUAAUCACAGAGGCAGCGCCCAGAACAACUGAUAAGCUAAAGGAAGAAAAUCAAUACCUGAAAAAUCUGAGCUCACCACUCUGUAAGCAUGAGUGAGGAAAUGGAGAUAGCAGAUGAGAAAGACUGGACGGAACUUGAACCCAACUAUCCUGUCAAAAUCUUCCUGACAAUCUUUUACAGCCUCAUCCUGGUGACGGGCAUCAUGGGUAACUCAAUUACAAUCAGAGUGACACAAGUGCUGAGGCGCAACGGCUACCUUCAGAAGAAUGUCACCGACCACAUGGUGAGCCUGGCUUGCUCGGACUUGCUGGUGCUCCUCAUCGGCAUGCCGGUGGAACUCUAUAGUGCCAUCUGGUUCCCGUUUUCAUCCGCAGAAGGGGAUACUGCCUGUAAGAUAUACAACUUCUUGUUUGAGGCUUGCAGCUAUGCCACCAUCCUCAAUGUAGCCACGCUUAGCUUUGAGCGCUACGUGGCUAUCUGCCACCCGUUCCGCUAUAAAGCAUUAGGCAGUAAACGCACCUCUGCACUCAUUACGCUUGCCUGGCUGGUAUCCGUGCUUGUUGCCCUGCCAUUGCUGGUCGCCACGGGAACUCAGGGACACAUUCCGUACCUGCAAGAUACACCUGUGCAAAAUCUGACAUUCUGUACGAACCUGAGGGAGCGCUGGGUGAUGUACAGGGUCAGCAUCUUUGUGGCUUUCGUCGUCUACAUCAUUGUGUUGGUGUGCGUUGCCUUCAUGUGCCGCGCCAUGGUCCUCGUCCUUCGGAAGCCUUUAGGAUCAGUGGAUGACGGCAUCAAGGGGACUCAAAAAACACCCAAGCAUGAAAGUGCAAAGGUCAAGACAGCCAGGAAGCAGACCAUCAUUUUUCUUGGUCUUAUUGUGGGAUCUUUGAUGGUGUGCUGGCUUCCCAACCAGAUUCGUCGUCUCAUGAUGGCUGCCGUGCCCAAGUCCCGCUGGACUACAUCCUACUUCAAGAGCUAUGUCACUCUCCACCCUGUGGCGGACACCUUCUUCUACCUCAGCUCCGUGCUCAACCCGUUCCUCUACAACCUCUCCUCCAAACAGUUCAGGGAGGUUUUUGUCCAGGUCCUGCGGUGCCGCCUCACCAUCGAACACAAAAACAAGCGCACGGUGCAGACCUCCCGAGCUGCCUCCGCACGCUCCCUGCAGCCCCUCCUGAUAAGGUCAUUGCGUCGCAGCAAGGCGAACCGUCCGACCCUUACACAAGACAAAACUCCUCCCACCUUUACAACCUUUCAGAGUCAAAGUGACUCUGGAGUGGCUUCAAUUACUCAAACGUCUCUCAGCCUGACUGAGGAGUCUGACUCUGUGCUCAAAACAAAGAGAGACAUGCCAUCAGAAACUGAGGUAUAAUGGUGCUGUACAACUUAAUGGGACACAGCGAGCAGAACAACAAACGGAUGCUUGCGCUGUACCUGCAACAUAUAGAUUCCUUUUACGCAGCAUACAGAGCACAAAGUGUUGAAUCAGGAAUUUCAUUAGCAGAUUAUGCUCAGCUGACAAAUAGCAAGCUGGACUGGACUCCUCAAGUGUUAGAUUGUCAUUAAGUCAGAAAACUAUUAUACAGCUCAAAUAUUCAGUUAAGUAUCAAGACUCAACAGCUUGAGUUAAAGUCAAAGGGUUAGGGUUAGGGUUAGGGUUGACCACUACUGGCGUGAGGGAGAACAUUUUUGAAGUAUGCAUCCUUGUGAUGUUUGCAACCACUCGGCGGCACUGAGUUGUAAGGGAAUUUCGGCUCAGUGGCUGCAGUUGGGAUAGCAGCUCACAUGACGUGCACUGGCUCAAAACGACUUUUUCCAUCCACAUUCAUCGUAAAAGCAAAGGGCAGGAAAAUGAGGAACAAAACACCUUAAAAUCACUCUUGACGUGAUCAAAAUUAAGCCCUUAGGUCCAUCAAAUGUCAACAGUUACUAAAUAAGUAAAUCAUUUUGGGGGGCCAGCAGAAAGUCAUUAUGUUAGAUGGGACAAAAAUGCACCAGCCUGAUGAAGCCAAGAACAGUUUUUCCAUGUACGCACCCAGUGAGCAACGUUCACUGGAACAAACUGCGGUAUUCUGUGCCUUGAAAAACCAACCAGAUGUCGACAUAAUGUAAAUAACCCCAUGCACCUGAGGCUGACAUAUUGACCAACAUGACAAAUAAAGUCGUAGUUGUAUCCUGUAUGUUUUGUUGCUGUUGGGAAAUUUUAUUUAUUGGAUACUUUAGAGUGAAAAUAUAAUAAGUUCAAGAGAGAUGUACAAGCAGGUUGGCUUGGCAUCAGAAGUGAUG
Plectropomus leopardus (leopard coralgrouper) is the source of this 2562-nucleotide messenger RNA. RefSeq names its product G protein-coupled receptor 39 (gene gpr39). Gene Ontology annotation, molecular function: G protein-coupled receptor activity. Lineage: Eukaryota; Metazoa; Chordata; Actinopteri; Perciformes; Serranidae. The record is from RefSeq and is a predicted model, not a curated record. Gene Ontology annotation, biological process: G protein-coupled receptor signaling pathway. Gene Ontology annotation, cellular component: membrane.